AUGCGAUCAACUGUCUUUGGUGCAUUCACCUCAACAUUCCUCAUUUUUUCCCAUCAUUUUAAUGCAGUCACAUCGAGAAGUGUUCAACCAAAUAAUGAACCAACUGCAAGCAAAAAUUUUGAUGAUGAUUCAAUACAGCAAUUACCGCUCACUCUUCCAGGCUUACAGAGCUUAAUUUAUUUGGGCCCAAUGGUUGAUAGUAUUGUUAAGUUUCUUUUGAGUUUCUUGCCUGGAGGUAUAGACUUAAAUCGCCUAUUGCCAAAUAAAUGGCCAACGUCUAUCGAUUUUAAUCGUUUGUUCCCAAAGAAUCGAUUCAGCAAUACAGACCUUAAUCGCUUAUUUCCAAAGAGCCAAAAUAAUGAAGACAAAGAUAAUGAAUCCACGCGAAAGUUACCAAACAUGCGACCUUAA
Molecule: messenger RNA, 411 nt
Organism: Dracunculus medinensis (Guinea worm)
Lineage: Eukaryota; Metazoa; Nematoda; Chromadorea; Rhabditida; Dracunculidae
Source: the annotation of a GenBank genome assembly